Molecule: messenger RNA, 2575 nt
Organism: Ictalurus punctatus (channel catfish)
Lineage: Eukaryota; Metazoa; Chordata; Actinopteri; Siluriformes; Ictaluridae
Exons: 2
Coding region: 1269-1880 (203 amino acids)
Source: RefSeq, a predicted model, not a curated record
AUUAAAAACACGUUUGAACACGGGAGAUUUAAAAAAAAUAAUAAUAAUAAUUUUUUUUUAUUCAUGCAUUGUAGUGUUAAAUAUCAAAAAUCUAAAAGGUGUGCAUUAUAGAUGACACCUAGAUGAACACUUUACAGCUGGUUUUGUGACGGUGAUUCUCUUCAAAUUCUAUUGAGCUUUAAAUUAUGGGUUUGUUUUUUUUUGUACGAGUCCAUUCAUUAGUGAAAUACAUAGCAAUAAUUAUACAUGAUUUCUUCAUUUAUUUUAUUAAAUAUCAAAACAUCAAACAAGGUUUGCUUUAUAGAUGACACCUAGAUGAACACUUUACUGUUGGUUCUGUGACUGUCAUUCCCUUCAAAUUCUAUUGAGCUUUAAAUAAUGGUAUAUUUUGUGUAUGAGCCCAUUCAGUAAUGAAAUACAUGAUUUACAUAUGAUUUAAUAGUUUAUUUUAUUUUUAAAUAUAAAAAAAAAUCUAAAAGGUGUGUGUUCUAGCUGACACCUAGAUGAACACUCUACAGUUGGUUUUAUGACUGUAAGUCAUUCCCUUCAAAUGCUAUUGCUAUUUGGUAUCAAAUUCAUGUACAAAUCCAGGCUAAAGGACUUUCAAGGCUUCUACAUUAACACCAUUUGUUAAUUAAUUAAUUAACAAUUGUUAAUUAACAACUGGUGUUAAAUUUAUAUUAAUUAUAUCUGGUUAUAGCAAAGGUAAGUUCUUUUUUUAAACAAUCAAAUUCCCCAUCUCCUUUACAUCUGCACAAUGGCAGGAACUCCAACCAUUCAUAAAUAUAAGCAUGAUGUUAUUGUAACUAGAGACUGUACUGAUGAAAUAACAUAUGUUGGACAUAGCACUAAACAUUUUCGAGGAUUUCUAAGCACAUUUUGUUCUUUUUAGUUUAAUGUGUUAAAUUUUAGAUGUAAUGUUUUCAUAUAUUUUUCUGCUCGAAAUCAAUGCUCCUUGUGUAUGACAAUAGAGAGUGAACUUUAUAUAGGUGUAGAAUUAUUUCGUUUUAAAGUAACGCAUCAGUCAUGCACAAUAUGUUUUUGAGCUUCUGCAUUUAGGGAUAACCAAAUAUUCAAAAUAAUACGAUUCAGAACUGCACCACUCAAAGUCAUUUCCAGCAGAGACUGAUGAGGAGACCAACAUCUCACCAAAAUGGAUGGGAAACUUUAGGGGGAGGAGCCACAGUGCCAAAAAAGCCUGGAGUUUGCCUGAUGAUCCAUCAGUCUCUGCACGUAUCUCUGCUUGCCUGUAGGACAUCUCGGUCUGGAUGAUGGAACACCACCUUAAGCUCAACCUGGCAAAAUCUGAGCUUCUCGUCAUCCCAGCCUAUCCCUCAAUCAACCACAACCUCACUGUACAGCUCGGCUCAACCACACUCAAGCCAACCAGGACAGCCAGGAACCUUGGGGUGAUUAUCGACAGCUUGACCUUUACAAACUACAUCUCAACUACUGCACGGUCCUGUAGGUUCAUCCUGUACAACAUCAAGAAAAUCAGACCCUACCUCACUGAACAGGCUACACAACUACUAGUCCAGGCUCUUGUUAUCUCAAAACUGGACUACUGCAACUCACUACUCUCGGGCCUCCUAGCCAGCUGCAUCAAACCCCUUCAAAUGAUUCAGAAUGCAGCAGCACGCCUCGUCUUCAACCAGCCCAAGAGAACCCAUGUCACACCCCUCUUCAUCUCCCUCCACUGGCUUCCUGUAGCCACCCGCAUCAAAUUCAAGGCCUUGAUGCUCACCUACAUGACCUUGUCUGGAACAGCACCCCCCUACCUCAACACUCUCCUGAAGGCAUAUGUUCCCUCACGCAAUCUGCAAUCAAUCAACGACCGACGCUUAUUAGCACCUACUCAGCGUGGCUCAAGGUCCCUUUGAAGAAUCUUCAAACUAAAUGUUCCUCAGUGGUGGAAUGAACUUCGAACCUCAAUCCGGACCACAGAAUCUCUCACCAUCUUGACCCACCUCUUCCGUGAACACCUAACCAACCCCUAAUAAAUAAUAAUAAUAAUAAUAAUAAAAAACCUUACUCUGGCAUUUACACCUCUACUCUGUGCACUUUGUUUCUUCUGGAACUCAAUUAAUGGAUCUUGUAUGGUAGCACUACUUGUAUUGAUAUACUUGCUUGAUAUAUCGCUUUGCUUGUAUUUUCUCAUUUGUAAGUCGCUUUGGAUAAAAGCGUCUGCUAAAUGAAUAAAUGUAAAUGUAAAUGUGAUGUACUUGAGAAGAUGGGUCUGAAGAGAAAAGUGACACCAAGUCAGAUCACAAAAUGGGAGAAAGCAGAAGCAGCACUGUGCUGGAUUUUCUGGAGAGCAAGGCAGAAAAUGAUGAGGAAGGAUUUCAUGCCACGCACAAACUAAUGACCUCUACCAGCAACAGGGUCCUUGACCUCUUUGAAGAAUUAAUAAAAAGGGUUAAACAUGAUCCUGGGGUAUCCGUUUUGUUCUUAAAAUAUUUUGUGAGACUUGAUAUUCCUUAAUAGAUGUUUUUAUUCCAAACACACUUGUCAGAUGUGUACCGUCCCGGACAGUGAAGAAUGUUAAUAAGAAGUUAUAUUUAUUAUCAAAAUGGUU